Osmerus eperlanus (European smelt) is the source of this 1693-nucleotide messenger RNA. It is a transcript of the gene fgl1b, whose product is annotated as fibrinogen like 1B. The transcript has 9 exons. NCBI's taxonomy places the organism in Eukaryota, Metazoa, Chordata, Actinopteri, Osmeriformes, Osmeridae. Gene Ontology annotation, biological process: blood coagulation. The record is from RefSeq and is a predicted model, not a curated record. Bases 186 to 1235 code for a protein of 349 amino acids.
UAAACUGACCGAAGUUCAGUUCUUAGGGCUACCUUAACCUAUCCCAGUCUAACGCGGACCAUGCAUGACCGAGCCUAUAAAUAUGAAGUAAAAACACCACCAGAGAACAUACCUGAACAGACCGAGCAAAUCAGUACAGGAUCUUGUGAAAUAAAGAUGUCUCAACAGACACCUAUCUGACAACUAUGUCGUUGCUGCUUCUGGUGCUGUUUUGCCAAGUCAUGGCCUCUGCGGAUUUCUUUGCACAUCAGGCCCCCUGUGAGCUGGAGCUGGAGGAGCUGAGGCAAAGUGUUCGGAUGUUGGAGAACACGCUGUUGAUUGGUGCCUGGAAAAUCGACCACAUGCGUAGACACAAGCACUUCGGCCUUCCACAACCCAGCAUGCAUCAGUCUGACCCAGCUCCUGACUCAAACCCCGAAACAAACCCACACCGCAACACGACAGAAGAGUUCAAAAGAGUACCACAAAACCCACAUCCCACAGCAGGGAACCUCAUCGUCCAUGAUAAAGACUGCUCUGAGCUGUAUGACAGACUGAGGCCUGUCAGCGGUUUCUACCGGAUACGACCCAGAGCGACCCUGGAGCCGUUCCUGGCCUACUGUGACAUGGAGGACGGUGGCGGCUGGACGGUCAUUCAGCGGAGACGCCACGGGAGGGUCAACUUCAACCGAGACUGGGUUGACUACAGGGACGGCUUUGGAGAGUUUAAGCUGUGGAACGAUGAGUUCUGGCUGGGGAAUGAACUCAUACACUCCCUGCUGGAGGAAGGUGAGAACCUGAUGAAGAUAGACCUGACAGACUGGACUGGAGAGAAGAGCCACGCCAUGUACAACAACUUCAGGGUCGCCGACGAAAAGGAUAAGUACCGCCUAUCCUUCGGUCAGUACAGUGGGCGUGCGGGGGACGCCCUAAGCGGGGGCUCGAACAUGGUGGAGCAGUGGUCUGCCUCCCAGGGUGGAAUGUACUUCAGCACCAGGGACCAGGACAAUGACCGCUUCCUGCAAGGCAGCUGUGCCCAGGAGAAUCAGGGGGGCUGGUGGUAUAACAGGUGUCAUGCUGCCAACCUGAAUGGAAAGUUCUACCGGGGAGGGGAAUACAAAGCUAAGUUUGACAAUGGCGUGGUGUGGGGAACGUGGAAGGGCCUCUGGUAUUCCCUCAGACACACCACCAUGAAGGUGAGGCCCCGGCUCUUCCUGGACAGCAGCCUGGGCAGUGGAGCAGGGCCGGACGGAUAGCUCCAGCAGGAAAGUCAGAGGCUUCACCCUUGUUUUAGGCCCCAGUAAAUGAAGGGGCUGUUUCAGCUAGACAAAUAAUAUGUGUAAUAGUGAUAACGUGGAAAGACUUAGAGCCAAUCAAUUGAUAUCAUAAUGACUUAAAUUCAUUUGUAUCUUUGUAUCUUCAUCUUACAUUGUUUACACAUCGUGUUCAUAUAUUCCAUAACUUUUUGUUCAAAUAACAACAGAUAAGUUGGCAUGCUAAAAUAAUAAAUGUGCAUUACAAACACAAAGGUCUCCCUGAUGUUUCCCAAAUUGCAACUAGAACAGUAUGCCUCAUAUGAAUACUGAAACAAACAGACAUGUUACAUCAGGUAGAUUGCUUUUUCAUACAUAAAAUACUGAGAGGCACACACUUCAUGGCGUUAUUUUUCUGCUUCACAAAAACUUUCUGCCUCAACCCCCCCCCCUCAAACAAA